ACACUAGUUCCCACUAAUGACGAAUUUAUAUAUCGUUAAACAUCCGAAACAGUGUGUUGGUGUCAGUAUGUAGAAGAUAAAUCAUACGAUACGACACAAUAGGUCGCUAUUUUGAUAGAAGAUGUUUGCUUUUUAACAUGAAUGAACCCAAGCGGACCGGAACACUUUUGAUCUUCGUGCCUGUCGCGCUGUGAUGACGUAACAACGCCUGGUUUUUGUAUUGUUUUGGUCGCCUUGUCCAGGAUCCAGUCUGAAAGUAUUCGGUUUUUAGAUCAAACUGCAGGAGGAGUGAUGGAAGAGCAGAGCGCCUCUCCCGGAGUCAACACCGAUAACGGCAGCCAGAAGAAUGGAGACGAGCAGAAGCCACGCAGGAGCAGCUGGACCAAAGGGAGGAAGAGGAAGAAGCCGAUGAAGGACAGCAACGCGCCUAAAGCCCCGUUAACGGGGUACGUGCGGUUCAUGAACGAUCGGCGGGAGCAGCUCAGGGCUGAGAGACCGGACGUUCCCUUCCCAGAGAUCACCAGGAUGCUGGGGAACGAGUGGAGCAAACUGCCCCCUGAGGAGAAACAGCGCUACCUGGACGAGGCAGAGAAGGAUAAGGAGCGUUACAUGAGGGAGCUGGAGAAGUAUCAGCAGACAGAAGCGUAUAAGCAUUUCAAGAGGAAGGUGCAGGAGAAGCAGAAGGGAAAGCGUCUCCGAGCAGAUGUGGGCCGGCAGGCUGCCAGAGAAGCUCUUCAUGAGAAUGAUGGAGGUCUGAAGGAUCGCUCAGUGUUUGAUAUUCCAAUCUUCACUGAGGAGUUUCUCAACCACAGCAAAGCGCGCGAGGCAGAGCUGCGGCAGUUGCGCAAGACCAACAUGGAGUACGAGGAGAGGAACGCAGCGCUGCAGAAACACGUGGAGAGCAUGCGCAGCGCUGUGGACCGCCUGGAGGGAGACGUGAUGCAGGAGCGCACCCGCAGCAGCCUGCUGCAACAACACCUGGACCAGCUGCGCUCGGCGCUCACACACAGCUUCUCCAGCGUCCCGCUGCCUGGCAGCGGAGAGACAGCCAGUCUGGACUCCAUCGAUUCCUACAUGAAGAAGCUCCACAGCAUCGUGAUGUCCAACCCUCAGGAGCACGAGCACCUCAUUAGCUUGGUGCGAGACGUGGUCACGUGCCUCGACAGGUAAUGGACGAGUCCUGAUCGGAACGCCGCGCUGCCAAAUCCCUGAUUCUCCACCGUAUCUCCCGUCUUAAUCUUUUCAUUUUUUAUGACUUGCUUUAGUUCUCACGGUUCUUCAAACAACGAUUAUUUAUUUUCUAGUGCCAUUUUUUUCCCCUCUGAUAUUUUCUUCCUCUCUAGUAGCUAACAAUCGGUAUUUAUCAAUGCCUACUCUUUAUUUUUUUAUAGGAAAGACAGGAAAUGGGUCGAAAAGUUGAUUCGCUUCUGUUUCUUUGUUCUGUUUGUCUCGAUUUUAGAUAUAAAAAAAAAAAGAAACGAUCUUUUAUAUUUCACUUUCUCGAGUUUCCGCCGUAGUUCCACGUGUUUGUGUUGUUUUCCAUUCGCCUCUGUGCUGGCGUUACGUACGUGUGUGAACUCAUCCAUCAAUAAAUUGCAUUUACAGUAA
Messenger RNA from Silurus meridionalis, 1608 nucleotides. It is a transcript of the gene hmg20a, whose product is annotated as high mobility group 20A. The record is from RefSeq and is a predicted model, not a curated record. The coding region runs from base 292 to 1170 and encodes 292 amino acids. Lineage: Eukaryota; Metazoa; Chordata; Actinopteri; Siluriformes; Siluridae. Gene Ontology annotation, biological process: regulation of gene expression. The transcript is spliced from 9 exons. Gene Ontology annotation, cellular component: nucleus.